Chlamydomonas reinhardtii is the source of this 9649-nucleotide messenger RNA. RefSeq lists its product as uncharacterized. Bases 328 to 8010 code for a protein of 2560 amino acids. The record is from RefSeq and is a predicted model, not a curated record. Lineage: Eukaryota; Viridiplantae; Chlorophyta; Chlorophyceae; Chlamydomonadales; Chlamydomonadaceae. Gene Ontology annotation, molecular function: voltage-gated potassium channel activity. The transcript is spliced from 18 exons. Gene Ontology annotation, cellular component: membrane. Gene Ontology annotation, biological process: regulation of membrane potential; potassium ion transmembrane transport.
GCCACAACCGCCUCCUCUGCGUUUCGUUGACCUCGCGUUUCCUCAUACCCGCCCCCCACUUUGUCGUGGAACUUUUUCCGCGACCAUGAUACUUUUACCGCAGCCUUCCAGUCGUUAAACGACACUUAGAUGUUUACCGCUGCCGCACGAAGUACACUGCAUACGCGUACCUGAAGUUGGACCAACUGAGAUGCCUUCCCGCGUCCCAGGGCGUGGCUGAUGCUACCUGAGCAUCUAUAAAUGAUGUAUCCGAUGCACACAGAUUUCCUGUCACUAAGCAGCUACUAGGCCUGGCGAGGCCGGUCUCGCCGCAAACGAGGAGCGAGGAUGGCCGAAUUGGCAGCGGCUUUGCACCAAGAGGCGCUUAAUACGCAUGUCGAUGACCUGAUUCGAGAAGGGGAUGCGUCAGGACGGCCAAUUGACCUCUUCAGCAAUGAAAGUGAUGAUGGCGUUCCUGCGGUUCAGCUGGCUUCGCGGAGUCGAAAUGCGACAGCGACGGGCACACCCGCACAGCCAGCUUUGUGGGGGCGCGAGGCGCUUGGCGGGAAAGCGAUGGCAGCGACAGCCGCAAAAGAGACGCGGGAGUCCAAACAGAAGGAGCGGGGCCUGCGUGCGGCAGUCACGCGAUGGAUGCGGGACGCAGACCUGUCACAGGUGCCGGAGCCGCAGCCGCAGCAGCCCAGCUCGCGCCCCCCUUCUGCCUGUGCCCCUGUCGGCCCGGCAGCAGCCCAAGCGGCGGCGCUGGUUGCUGCUACAGCCGCAGCGGCCGCGGGGGCAGCCCGCUCGCUUGCCUCCCAGCCCAGCCGGCUGCCUGCAGGAGCGGCCGCGGCUGUCAUGGCGGCCGCGGGCUUACCCGGCACGCGGAGGGCAGGCGCCGCCAGCGCGGCAGGGGAACACGACCUGGAGCACCUGUUGGAGCUGGCGGCUCGGGGCGACGCGGGGGCUGCAGCGGGAGCGGCUGCGGCGCUGGCCCGACAGGCCACCAGCGGCCUAGACGGCUUGGUGGUAGCAGGAGGAGGAGCAGGCCUGGGCGCGGCGGCGGCAGGCGCGGCAGGAGCAGCGGGCGGUGACGGCAGUGAGGUGCCGUUGAGCUGGAGGUACCGGCAGCACCGGGCGGGCAUGCGCCCGGCGAAGGCGCGUGCCAGCACCGAUGACGGCGGCGCCGUGGAGGCGGCGUGGGGCGUCAGCUCGCCUCUAGUGGGCGGUGGUGGAGGCGGCGGACGCGGGCGCAGCGCGCAAGGCAUGGCACCGAGGAGCAGCGAGGUAGGCGGGCAGCGGACCAGUGCAACGGGGAUCCAGCCCUUUGGUGCGCCGUCCAAUAGCACCACGCAGCGCGGCCUGCCCAGCCCCAGCCCGCGUGGGCUUGCGCGCGGCCGGAGUGGCGGUCUUGCCGCGGGUGCAGCUGCGGGUGAGGCUGCAGGUGCAGGCGCAGGCGCGGGCGCGGGCGGCGCCAAGGGCGCGUGGCAGCUGCCAGGCAGCAACUGGUGGGCUGCGUUCCAGGCGGGCGAUGGAGACAAGGACAAGGACCCCAGGGAGAAGGCGGGCACAGCUACCGGCUUCCUGCGGUCUGCAUUGCCGCAGUCCGUCGCAAGCGGGGAGCCCGCGGGCGCCGGGCCGGCGGCGGCGGCCGGCUUUCGGGACGCCGACUCCCGGCUCGGCAACGGCGCCGACGGCGAAAGCUCGGACCCAGAGACGCCGUUGCCCGGCGGCGGCAUGCCCGGCGCCGACCCCAUCACCGCCACGGCCUUUGGCUUUGAGCGCACGCCCGCACCAGCGCGCGGGCUGGCGCCGGCCGUCAACUUUGCGCUGGGCUUGGGGCCGGGCAUGACUCUCGCGGAGAUGAAGGCGACCGGGGCCGGCGGCGGCGGCGGUGGCGGCGGGCGGAAGAAGGCGACGUUCCUCCUGACCGCCGGCUCCGACAACGACGGCGGCGGCUCGGAGCUUGCAUGGGGCCGUGCGCAAAGCUUUGACGCUCGCAGCGCCUACAACCGCUCGCAGACGGCCAUGUCGACGUUGUCUGUGGCGCAGCGGCGCUUCAGCGUGGCUGACUUGGAGGCGAUGCGGGCGGCUCGGGAGGAGGAGGAGGAGGACGCGGCGGCGGAGGCGGUGGGCGGGAAGCGGAGGAAGAAGCGGAGGCACCGGCACCACCGGCGCACGUGGCGGGAGCGGCUGCAGAUGUUCCACCCUCUCACGGUGAUGGACGCGUGCCUGCCCAUCCUGCGGCCUGACACCAUCGGCCGCCGGAUGUGGGACCUGUUGGUCAUGGGCAUGGUGGUGUGGACAGCGGUGACGGUGCCGCUGUCCGUCAGCUUCGGCACGCCCCGGACGCUGAUUUGGGACGCCGCUGACCACAUCAUGACAGCCCUGUUCGGUGUGGACCUGCUCGUCAACUUCCGCACUGCCUUCUACAACCACCAGGGCGAGCUUAUUCGCGACUCGGCGGCCAUUGCCGCGAACUACAUGAAAAUGUGGUUCUGGAUCGACUUGUCGGGUACCAUUCCUUGGGAUGCUCUUAUCACGGCCACUGGCGUGUUCUCCGGCCACCAAGACAACAGCACCACACUGGCGGCGCUAGGUUUUCUCAAAGCGCCGCGCAUGCUGCGUCUGGGGCGGCUGCUGCGCUUCCUCGACGGCUUUAAGAACGCCAAGAUCUUCCGCAUUGUUCAGCUGUUCAUGGCUAUGAUCCUCAUCAGCCACUGGUUGGCGUGCAUCUGGUACAUGAUGUACGCCUUCGGCGGUAAGAACAAUGCCGAGGAGUGGGCGUUCAUGAAGGCUACCGUGCCUGACGGCGGCAGCCAAGGACUCGCCUACUACAUCAUGCUGUUCUACUCCUCAUUCCUGUUGCUGGUGGGCGACAACAUCAACGCCUACAACAACUACGAGCGCACCUUCUACUGCGUGGUGGAGGUGCUGGGCGUGUUCUUCUACUCGGCGGUCGUGGGUCAGAUGGCCACGCUAGUCGCCACGCUCAACGUCACCAUCAACCGCCACGGGCAGAAAAGCAUCAUGACGCAGGACGCACUGCGUUACAUGGGCGUUCAGGACAAGGUCAAGGACAAUGUGCAGAGCUUCUUCGACUUCCUGCAGGAGCGGAGCCACCCCGGCGCCGAGGGCAUGGCCUUCCUUCGCGAGCUGCCCUCCAGCCUGCUGCGGGAGCUGCAAAUGUAUCUGUACUUCAAGUCCGUGGAGAAGGUGCCACUGUUUGCCAGCCUGGAGCGCGGCUUCCUGCGAGCGCUGGCGCUGCGCGUGCAGCUGCAGUCCAUGCAGCCCGCGGAGCCCGUGUUCCGAGUGGGCGACGUGGGGCACUGCAUGUACUUCAUCCGCAAGGGCUGUGUGGCGGUGACCUCGGCCCAUCACGAGAUGGUGGCGCUGUUGAAGCAGGGCGAGGUGUUUGGCGAGGUGGCGCUGCUGUCCACCGGCAAGCGCACCGCCAACUGCACUGCGCUGGGGUUCGUGGACCUGGCCGUGCUGGGCAAGGCCGAGCUGGCGGCAGUGAUGGCCGACUUCCCUCAGAGCGCGGCGCUCAUCCGGCAGCGCGCCGAGGAGCGACUUACCGAGCUGGCAGUGAGCCGCAAGCUGUGGCUGCCCGGCGAGUUCGAGGAUGAUGACGACUUCUUCGAGGCGCACGCCGCCGGCCGCCACGCCUACGCCCAUGCCAACUCCCACAAGGAGGCGGCGGACGACGGCUCCGAUGAGCGCGGCGAUCACGCAAGCGACGGCGCCGAGCGCGAUGACGGUGGUGGUCACUAUGGCGAUGGCGAUGAUGGUGAUGGGGGCGAGGGUGGGGUGCAUGGCAAGUCCGGCAGCCGCCCGCCGCGGCUGCAGCCCGUGGAGGAGGACGAGGAGGACGACAGCCCCGGCUCCGAGCAGGAUCUCGGCAAGGGCGCGCGAGCCACAGGCGUGUGGGAAAAGGAUGAGGGUGGCGAGGACGAGGAGGAGGCGGGGGAGGAGGAGGCUGGUGGCGGCGGCGGCGGCCUGGCGGCCAGACUGCUGCAGGGCGGCAGGGCACGUGACGUGGACCAGGUGAGCUCCAUCAAGCGCCGCGAGGGCGCCGCCGCGGCCUCCGCCACGGCCGCGGAGGCACUGGCUGUGCGCCGCGUGGCGGUGGAGGCCUCCGCUUUCGCACCUGCACCGGGAGCGACGCCGGCGGAGGGCCGUGUGGUUGGAUCGCAGCGGGCUGAGCCGACGCCGCCCGAGCCGCAGCAGCCGGCGGCGCCCUCGGCGGCAGUGGCACAGGCGCCGUCGCCGCCGGCGGCGGCGGCGGCCGCAGGGCAGGAAGCGGGCGGCCGCCCCUCCUUGGGCUCCUCUCGCGCUGGCAGCCGGCGGUACUGGCGCGAGGUGCGCGAGCCGGCGCCCACAGACGUGCUGCAGCUGACGCCGAGGCGCGGCGGCGACGGCGACAGCGACAACGGCGAUGGGCAAGGCCGCGCAGGGGAAGAAGCUGCUGCUGCUGCUGUGGCUGUGGCUGUGGCUGUGGCUGCUCCUGGUGGUGAUGCUGGUGGUGGGAGUGGUGGCAAGCAAGCGCCUCUGGCCGCGCUGUCGGCGGCGCAGGCGGCGGCGCUACUGCUGGACGACUCCGCCGCCGGCCGGCCCGGCUCGCCAUCCUCACGCCCCGCCAGUCGUGUGUAUUGGCGCUCGAUCGACAUCGCUCGCCCGACAGACGUGCUGCAGCUCACGCCGCGCGGGGAGGAGGAGCGGCGGCAGCAGCAGGAGCAGGCGGCGGCGGCAGCGGGAGGGGGGCGGCAGGCCGCCAGCCUAGACCUGACGGGGCCGUCGGCUCGCCGCAUCGCGGUCGCUGCAGCCCGGGCCGUUGAGCAGCAGAGCGCCCGGUUGCAGCGGCUGUACACUCGCGGCUCCUCGCAAAAGCCCAGCACCGGCGCCGGCUACACCAGCAUGGCCAGCAGCACCAGGGACGGCGUCUCAGCGGUGUUUCCAGAGCCAGGCCCAGGCGACGUCGCCUUGGUGAGCCGCAUGAGCAGCAGCGAGCUCUCCAGCAUAGCGCCGCCGCCGCCGGCGCGGCCUGCUGCUGCAGCUGGUGCCGGCGGUGCUACAGCCCGGGGCCAGUCGCAGGCCGGCCUCGCCGCCCCUGACAUCUUCAGCUCCUCCCUCUACGUGCCGUCCGUUGGCGCCGUCCCGGGCGCCGGCCGGCAAGGCGCCGGCACUGGCGCCGGCACCGGUCGCGUGGGGCCGGGGCCGGUGGCUGAAGCCAUGCUUGAGGCUAUCUCGCCCCCGAUCGCGCCAUCGCCCGGCGGCGCCGCUGGUGCUCCGAACCAGCACAACCCGCUCAGUCCUGGCCGGGGCGUCACCACUGGUGGCAUCGCGCCCGGCAGAUCUACCGGCGGCGGCGUCCGAGGCGGCGUGCCCACAGCCACCGCCAACCAGCGGCGCUCCAGCGCGCUUUCGAGCGGCGCCCAAGACGCAGCUGCUGAUGACCUAGUGGCGGCGGUGCUGGCCGCCGGCGGCGUGCCGCUCGACGGCCCGGCCCGAGGCAACGGCCACCCCUACGGCCACCCGCACCGUGCCUUUGCCACGCCCAGCCCCACACUGCCAGCCGACGCGGCGGCCGCGGCGGCCGCGGCGGCCGCGGCGGCCGCGGCGGCGGCGGAGCCGGACGCCACCGCGCCGGCACGGCUGCCGCGCAGCGGCGCCGCCACUGGCUCGGGAAUGGCGGCAGCGGGAGCGCGCGGGACGAGCGGUGGUAUGAGCACCGGCGCCGGCAUGCUAUCGAUGGCGGCGGCGGGCUCACGAAACACCACGGCCACGGGCCUCCUGCGCGGCGGCCCCGGCCGCCACCUUUCCCGCCGCGCCAGCAAGCUCACCUCCUGGUACAUGGAGCAGCUGCUGCAACACGAGGCAGCGGACGCGGCAGAGGAGGCACGGGAGGAGAUGGCGGCGCAGCAGCAGCAGCAGCAGCACGAGCGGCCGCCCGGCGAGGCGAGCCGCGGCUCGAGCCGGCGUGCGGGGGCGGACCUGUUGUCGCCAAUGUCGCGCGGCGGCGGCGGCGGUACGGCCACCGGCCAGUACGGCCGCAGCGCGAGCACCGUUCAUAUGCACUCCAGCCCGCAGCGCGGCGGCGGCGGUGGCGGCGGCGCCGGGCAUGUUAGGGAUGCCGAGCAUCCUGACGGCGGCGGCGGCGGCGAUGGCGGAAUGGUGCUGUCACCAGUGCGCCUGAUCGGCGGCGGCGGCCGCGGCGGAGGCGGCGGCAGUAGGGUGCCGCGGCUGGCGCUGCCGGACCCGAACGCGCCGCCGCCGGCAUCGGCGGCGGCGGCGGCGGUGGCGUUUGCCCCUGACGGUGCUGACAUCCACAUGCGUGUGGUCAUCUCCAGGCGCCCCGGGAGCGCCGACACCGGCACAGCGUCCGUGGCAGGAGGAGGCAUCGUGUCACCGCCGCCGCACGGCGGCGGCGCGGCAGGGGCGCAGCACCGGCGCAACAGCCGCCGGGAGAGCAUGAUCCGCCUGGACGGCGGACCCAGCAGCGUUGGCGGCUACAGCGCGGCGGCUGUGGGGAGUCCGAUCUCGCACUAUGCGCGGCGCAGCUCCGGUCUGAUAACAGGCACGGGGCUGCUGGCCCUGGGGGCGCCGCCGCCGCCGCCGCUGCACACCUACGUGCCGGUGUCGUCCGGCGGCGCGGCGGUGCAGAAGCUGCCGGAUGGCGGUUACUACGUGUCGGAGAAGCAAUGGGACCAAAUCAUGGCGGUGCUUAAGUCGGUGCAGGGCUGUGAGGAAGCGCUGGCCGACCUUGAGGAGCGGGUGGUGGAGGUGGAGGGCGGCAUUCAGCGCCUGGAGGCCGGCACCAACACACAGUCAAUGUCCAUGUCCAUUCUCGGCGGCGCCGCAGCUGUUGGCGGCAGUGGAGCCGGAGCCGGCGGCGCGCUGACGCGGCCCUCGACCGCGGCGGCGGCCGCUGGCGGCCUGCGCGCCGGCUACGGCGCCGGCACCGGCGGCAGCGGCAGCAACGACGCUGCGUCGCUAUCGGGCACUGCGCUGACGGAGCUGCUGGGCGGCGGGCCGGCUGGCGUGUUCCGGGGCUCUAUCAGCGGGCCGCGCCGUGGCAACCCGAGCAGCACAACGGGCACGCCUCCAAUGCUGGGGUCGCUGGGCGGCACUCCAUCCAACCGGCGAGUGGCGGGUGGGGGUGGAGGCGGCGGAGGCGGCGGGCAAGGGUCGGCGUCUGGGGAGCAGGAGCAGGGGCAGGGCCGCACAGCGGCGUCGCGGUGGCGUGGCGUGGCGGCGGCUUCCACCAUGGCAUCCGCACUGUCCACCACUUUCAAACGCGGCGGCGCCGGCGGCGGUGGCGGCGGCGGCACCACCGGCGAAAGCCCUGGAAACACGGCGUCAGGCGGGCUCGUGCCGACCACACCCUUCGAGUUGUUUGCAGCCGCUCCGCGGCCGCUCAGCAACGGCGGGGCGGCGGGGCUCGGCGGAGGGUCGGGCAUGCAGCCGCCGCUCGCAGCCGUGGCCAGGCACCCGCUCGGGCGCGCAAGUGUCGACGUCGCCAGGCCCACGCCAGGCGGCCUGGGGGCGUCCGUGGGCGGCCCGCCGGCGGCGGCGCCGCCGCCACGUGGCACGGUGUCGUACAACGGCAGCGGCGCGGCGGCGGCCGCCAUGGGAAUAGGCUUCACCACGGCCAUGGCUGCUGGCGGAGUCGGCGGAGGCGGCGGGAGUUUUGUCGCCAGUUCGCCUGGCGGCGCCGCGGCCGCUUCGGCGGCGGCGGCGGCCGCUGCAGCAUUUCUGGGCAAGGGCGACGGCGCCGCCAGCGGCGGCCCACAGCAGCUUCGCAUGGGCUCGCGGGCUGGUGCGCGCCGCGGCGGCGGCGGCAGCGUGCGUACCAACCAGGUAGUUCCGCUGCAGGCCGGCGGCAGCAGCUCGGCGGCGGCCCUGGCGGCGGCGGCGGCGGCGGCGGUUGCGGCGGACGGCGGCGACACGCAGUCGUGGGUGCUGCCGCGAGGGGCGCACGGCUCGCAGUCGUGGAUGCCCUAUGGCUCUGAGGCGCUGGGGAACGGGGAAUGAGGCACCAGCGUUUCGCGGACGGGCACGUUGCUUGUUGCAGCGGGUGGUUGUGACGCGCAGUGCGCAACAGGGAGCCCCAGGGGGCGCACCAUUUCAUCGUUAACUGCUUCUACUCGGGAUGCUAGUUGCUAACAUUGUUCAGCGAGUAAAUAACGCGCGGAGGCACUGCAAAGGAAGGAGGCAGGGCCGGAGAUGCAAGGCCGCUGUUUUGUCAUGUGUAGGGCAAGUGUUUGCCCCGGGGGGAACAUGGCCUCGUUCUGAGGGUGAGGGUUAUGCGAAGCACUUUACGAGCGACUGUGGCCAGGAGCAAAGUCCCGCCAUAAGUAGCAUAACUUUGGUCAUAUUGUACUUAGGGGGUACAAUGGUACAGGGGGUUGGCGCUUUGGGAAAGUGGUUGGCCCGUUGGCCGACGCUCUCGGUGUGCUGUGACCGCCGUCCCGCUCGCUCCUGAAACAUGGGGUGUGAGGCGGCCCGCGCGAGCCUGGCACGUACCACACGCCGCCAGCCGCAUCACGCAUGGCGGGACGGUGGUCGUGCGCGGGUGCCCGCGCACCCUCGCGUGGUCCAUCGUACGUGCGAUUGGUUGUGGAGGCUGCUGCGACGGAAGUUGCUUGGCGGACAGGGCUUGCUGCUCGCGGACAAGCCAAUAAAGGUUUCGUGGGUCUUGCGGACUCCCGCUGUUGGAUUGAUAGUCAUGCUCUGUGCGUCCACCGGCACACGGUACCGUAACUUGGUUCGUGUCUGCGGAUUGCGCGUUGGCCCGCGCGGUGUCAUUGCGCCGACUGGCCACACAGCUUGGAGUUGUUGCCGUCAUCAAGUUUGGGGCUAGGUGCCCGGUCUGGUUUGUCGUGGACACAUGAUUGGCGUGCGUCACAAAAAUGGUUUAGGACUACCUCUCAUAUGAGAAGGGCAAUGCUUGUCCCAGCAGUUUGAACUACGGUACUUUGAAGACGCCUGUGUUCACCGUAUGUGUUUUGUAUGAUGGGACACAAUUGGUGAUGGGCCUACAGUUGCUGAGCGCCUUGGAGAUAUUCAUCCAAGGGCUUCGUUAAUGGGGACAGGGUCACUCCCUGACUGACAGGCCGCACACCGUGACUAAUAUCUUCGGUUUCCGUAAUUCCCUGGCGCAUUUGGGUUUUAAAAUGGUAUUUGGGGUCGUGGCGUGCAGUUCACAUGAGCCCAAGCGCUAUCCUUCGCUGAUGUUGUGCGGAGGGGCAGGGCAAGGCUGGGUGAGCUGGUGAAGAUGCUUUCUGAUGCCUGUUAAUAUGUUCUUAUGUAUGUUACAGUUGCAAGCCCAGCUGGUGCUUGUUCGUCCUUGGGGAUACCAUGCUUUGUAGCAGCGGGGCCAAUAGCAGUACCAUAAGGUGGCAUGCAGUGUGGCCAUAUCGGAGUUAUGCCUGAGCUCGGUGUUCCUCCAAGAUGGCAAGGCGGCGAACAAGAGACCCACACGGCAUUCUACUCAUGAGCUAGCGCAGGCGGUAGCAGCGAGGUGUGUGUCCGCACGAGACCGCACGAGGCGGUCUUGGGUGGUUGUAAAUGUGGCGACGCGCGGAGACCAUGCACGCGCAUUAGAGACGUGUGUGUGGGAGGGGUGGCUUGGGCCAAAGGCCAGGUUGCACGUCUGUAACACACGCACUUC